Molecule: messenger RNA, 2310 nt
Organism: Penicillium argentinense
Lineage: Eukaryota; Fungi; Ascomycota; Eurotiomycetes; Eurotiales; Aspergillaceae
Exons: 3
Coding region: 1-2310 (769 amino acids)
Molecular function (GO): protein binding
Source: RefSeq, a predicted model, not a curated record
AUGCGGUUUGUCCAUGCGCAACUGGAGCAGGCUGCGCUCGGGAACUUUUUGCUCCGGACGCUUCCCCAUAUUCCUCCAGCGCGAUCCUCGAACUUUCCCCUGCUACCUUCCCAUGCCGUGAACGGACCAGAUGUCGCUUGUCGCAUCAUGGCGGCCGUCAAUCAGAACAUGUUUGAUGCCAGCAUCACCAUCGAUCGGCCCGGUGGUGCGUCGCUGAUGAGGUUGCCGCUGAAUCUGAUCGCCCAAAUCGUGUCUAAUGUCGAGGAUACCGGUGAUCUUGCCCGACUGUGCCGAACAUGUCGCGUGCUCAACUACAUGGCGCUGCCGCAGCUCUACCGCAGCCUGACCCUCACCUCCUACGAUAAAAUCCGCUAUCGCGGUGAACAACCUGAAGGAAUCGGAAGCGCGAGUCCCUUCACGAUGGGUCUCAAUGCAGUGAUCACUCGACCAUAUGCAAAGCUCGUCCAAUCAAUAACGCUGCGCGGAGAUUGGAAGGAGAGCGAGCUGGAGGAGCAUGCCCAGGUCGGGCGCGUGCCGGACUCGUCAAUGCUGCUGAACAUUGCGGUGCGGGCGGCGGUCGAUCGCAUGACGAAUUUAGAAAGCUUCAGCUGGGAGCUCAACACCAAAAUGCUCGAGACGGUCUAUCAAGGAUUAACACAGCUACCCAAACUCACCUCGUUAACGAUCCGCUUCCCCUCCACCCGCCACCCACAACCAACCUAUGUGCUUCCGGGUAUGCCGCAUUUGCGAUGUCUGAAGAUCACCGACAUCGAUCCGCUCUGCUACCCCGAUGAUAUUGCCACAAUGCUUUUUAAAAGCAGGAAAUUGCGAGAGCUCAAGCUCCAUUGGUCGCCCCGCAUGCGAAUUGCACAGGAGCCUAGUGUAUCCCUCCACGAUUACUUCCGCAAAUGCAUUGCGGCUAAACAGCCCCUCUCGGUCAAAAAACUCUCUUUCCAAAAUAUGUACGCUUUCCACAGCGAAGAAUUCAAUAUCGCGUUCGAUCCUACCACCGUCGAAGACGUUACUUUUCUCAGCGGGACGGACAAUACGGGCUUCGUCAAUACAUUCGUCGAGAACAGUUGGCCGACCGUGGUACCUCAUCGGAAAUUGAGGAUCAAGUCAAUUCGAAUGGAUGCGAUUUCAAAGCGAAAUUCGGAGUUUUUGGGCAACUUCACGGGCCUCGAGCGACUAUACUUUGUGAACGUGACAGCUGAUUCUUCCGACUAUCUCAAUUCUCCUCGACCGGGAUAUGGUCCCGCCUCAUCAGCAAUGACACCUCCGGUUACAGAAGCUCAGAAUGGAGCGGUGAACUCGCCGGCUGCCGCCUCUCCAGCCAGCCAGUUGAGCAUGGCUACAAGCGUUCGGGAUAGUUACAUGUCUAACAUUGCCACAAACCAUGGCUCCACCCUUCGUCAUUUACUCCUUAGUUCUAAAUGGCCUUUGUCGACCGGGAUGAUUGCACGGCUCGUUCACAGCUGCCCCAACCUAGAGCAACUCGCUCUCGCCACCGAAUUUUCGAGCAUGGAGUCGCUUGGCAUGCUGGUACCAUUCCUUCGGAAAUUGGUGGCCCUCCGCCUGCUGAUUCCUGCGGGAUCUCCUUCCCCUAGCAAUGCUCCGAAUUCUGCAACAUCCACCACAUCCAGUGGUGUCGCUGGCGAGGGACUGGGGAAAUUUACCAGGGCUGCCAAAAGCCUUGCGUUUUCAGAGACACCGUCAAUUAAAAUGUUAAGAGAAAUUGAGCGAGCAGCUGACAGUGCCCGCAGCUUAGCGGACAUCGUCGAUCUGGAUGACGAGCUCCUCAUGCAGAUGAUGAGUUACGACCUGGCGGACAAGAAUGUCUUUGGCAAUGUCAAGGUUGUUGGAAUGGGCUGGAAGUCCUUCGAGCUCCGUGACUUCUACAAAGCGCCGGUGCCGGUAUAUGAUGACUCUGCAGCACAAUCGCCUGACCCGGCUUUUGAUAAUUCGGCGGAGAAAAAUGGUGGUGUCAACUCAACACCAAACCCUGCGCACACGAAUGGCACCGAUACAUCCCGACCUUUUGCUACGCCCGGAACCAAUGCCCCUCCUUCGACAUUAGGCAAGCGUACACGAGAUGACGAUGAAGAUAAUGAAAGCAGAAGCCGCCAGGCUUCGCAUAUUUCCGACACCCGUGAUACAUCCGAGUGUACUCACCCAUUUGCUGCCAAAACGGGUUGUUUUCCACCCGUCAUGACAAAUGAUGGACAGGUCAUGAGGCGACGGAUGCGGCGAGUGGGAUGGGAGGUAUUGCAGCACUGGGAGAUUUGGGCACUCGAUGCGCAAGAGAUUUAA